Pieris macdunnoughi is the source of this 462-nucleotide messenger RNA. The record is from the annotation of a GenBank genome assembly. Lineage: Eukaryota; Metazoa; Arthropoda; Insecta; Lepidoptera; Pieridae.
AUGAGAGGCUUGAGAGUCGUAUAUCUUUAUAUAUCUAUACCAUAUACCAUUAUUGACAAGUUUUACUGUUCACAACAGUCUGUGGUCAGUUUGAAAUAUGAGACGGAAUGGGAGAAACAGAUAAAUCUGCGGUUAAUACUUGUGUCUGGCAAGACUAAGGAGUUCGUGUUCAGUCCGGUGGAUUCAGCUGGCGACAUCGCUAUACACGUCUAUGACAAUUGGCCUGAAGCUGACUGGUCAUCAGAGUGCGUCUCCCGUGCAGAGAUCCUCCGACUCAUCUACCAGGGUCGCUUCCUGCACAGUUCAGUGACGCUGGGCGCGCUAGGCUUGCCCCUCGGACGUACUACCGUCAUGCAUCUAGUGCCACGCGAACAUUUGCCCGAGCCCAAUUCGCACGAUCAACGACAAAAAAGCAAAGGCGGUUCGAGCAGUUGCUGUUCGGCGUCGUGCUGCAUAUUGUAA